CGUAGAUAGUAGAAAGGGGAAUUCCCAACGUACCGUGAAAACCAAGUUGGAACGAACGCGCCCGCCACCUCCCUCUCUCUGGGUACUGAUGAUCGGCUACCAUAUUGAUUGUGGUAGGUUUUUACUAACAAAGAAAUGUAUUGAUGAAGAACAGAAAGUCAGUGGAUAGGAAGGUUAACAACAAUAAAGACAAUAUGGAAGAAAUCACUGAUGACACUUUCAGACAGUUGUUGACAGUUUUUUCGGAAUGGUAUGACCAGCUUAGGUACAUCAAUAUGCUGAAAGUUUUGUACAGAGAUCUCUUGAAAAACAAUUAUGAGUUGAAUAAAGCCUCCAAGGUGAUGGACCUAAUGGAUUUGUUAAUUGCUUCUGGGGAUCUGGAUUCAACAGAUCAAAGUCUUCUUUAUGAUACCAUAAACAUAUCAGAGCAAUAUGGCUUGGAAAAGAAAAUUAAAUGUAACCUGCUACCAUCAUUUCCAAAUGUUAAAGAUGUGAAAAUCUCAAAAUUCACUCAUCACAGACAAAAUGUUAUGAAACUUGGAAUGGUACUGAUUGAUGAAGAGGUAAAAAAGAUCAGUGGAUUGUAUAACAAACCAGUAAAGGAGUAUACAGACACAUGGAGUUUGAUUAUGGAUCUAGAGCACAACAGGAUAAUUUGUGAAGGAAAAAUGGACGCUUUCAUUGAGAAAUUGAAUACCCUGAAACUCCAACAAGCUGUGGAAGUUUUCAAAGAAGGUAUUAAUUUAAUUGCUAUUUGAUAUCAAUAUAAUAAUUGGUGAUUAUGUCAGAGAUGGUUAAAGUCCUACAGUAAACAAAGAAUCCACAAAACAAUGCAAAUUGAUUUACAGUUGAUUCAGAUUAUCAUCAAGGGACAUAGUCAGGGGCAUGAAUUAGACAAACUGGAACCCCUUCAAAUUACUACAUGUACCAGUAAAAUAG
Anneissia japonica is the source of this 939-nucleotide messenger RNA. RefSeq lists its product as uncharacterized. The record is from RefSeq and is a predicted model, not a curated record. Bases 144 to 758 code for a protein of 204 amino acids. Gene Ontology annotation, biological process: regulation of apoptotic process. Gene Ontology annotation, molecular function: protein binding. The transcript has 3 exons. Lineage: Eukaryota; Metazoa; Echinodermata; Crinoidea; Comatulida; Comatulidae.